AUGAAUCGUGACAAAGGCGAAAGACCCGACGUGGGCACCCUCACGGGAGAAGAAGUGGCCAAACACAACUCCAAAGAGUCGUGUUGGGUAAUUGUCCAUGGCAAAGCCUAUGAUGUGACCGAGUUUCUUCCAGAACACCCUGGUGGUCCUAAGAUCAUUCUCAAGUACGCCGGCAAAGAUGCUACUGAGGAAUUCGACCCCAUCCACCCCCCCGAUACACUGGACAAGUAUCUGCCUCAAGAGAAGCAUUUGGGUCCCGUGAACAUGGAGACGGUGCAGCAGGAAGAAAAGGAAGAGUCUCCCGAGGAGAAGGCACGACAAGAGCGCAUCAAGAACAUGCCCCCUCUUGAAGCAUGUUACAAUCUCAUGGACUUUGAAAGCGUGGCAAGACAGGUCAUGAAGAAACCCGCCUGGGCCUACUACAGCUCCGGCGCCGACGACGAGAUCACCAUGAGAGAAAACCACUCCGCUUUUCAUAAGAUCUGGUUCAGACCGAGAAUCCUGGUCGAUGUGGAGAAAGUGGACAUCAGUACCACCAUGCUCGGGACUAAAUGCGACAUUCCUUUCUAUGUCACCGCGACUGCGUUGGGCAAGUUGGGCAAUCCCGAGGGAGAGGUCGUCCUCACAAGGGGGGCAAAGAAGCACAACGUCAUCCAGAUGAUCCCAACUUUGGCCUCUUGCAGUUUCGACGAAAUUUGCGAUGCUCGACAAGGCGACCAAUGCCAAUGGCUUCAGCUGUACGUCAACAAAGACCGAGAGAUCACCAAGAAGAUCGUCCAACAUGCCGAAGCACGGGGCUGCAAGGGUCUCUUCAUCACGGUCGAUGCUCCCCAGCUGGGCAGGCGAGAGAAAGACAUGCGUAGCAAGUUCGACGACACCGGCUCUAACGUCCAAAACACCAGUGGCGAGAACGUCGAUCGAUCCCAAGGUGCCGCCAGAGCCAUUUCGAGCUUCAUCGACCCCAGUCUGAGCUGGAAAGACAUUCCCUGGUUCUUGAGUAUCACGAAGAUGCCCAUCAUUCUCAAGGGUGUCCAGCGGGUUGAGGAUGUCCUCAUGGCCAUCGAGGCGGGUGUCCACGGCGUUGUCCUUUCCAACCACGGUGGUCGCCAGCUGGACUUUGCGCGUUCUGGCGUCGAGGUCCUCGCCGAGGUCAUGCCCGUUCUCCGCGAGCGGGGUUUGCAGGAUAAACUGGAGAUUUUCAUUGACGGUGGCAUUCGCCGAGCAACCGACAUUAUCAAGGCUUUGUGUCUGGGGGCCAAAGGUGUUGGCAUUGGCCGACCAUUCCUCUUCGCCAUGUCUGCAUAUGGACUGCCCGGUGUGGAUCGUGCCAUGCAACUGUUGAAAGACGAAAUGGUGAUGAACAUGAGGCUCAUCGGUGCUUCCAAGGUGGAAGACCUAACCCCCGAUAUGGUCGAUACCGCUGGCUUACGGUACCAUACAUCGACCGUCCCCCAGGACACUCUCGGCAUUCGAGCCUACGAUCCUUUGAUUACACCCCACGAGAUGCUGAAGGCCCGACUGUGA
Fonsecaea erecta is the source of this 1524-nucleotide messenger RNA. RefSeq lists its product as hypothetical. The record is from RefSeq and is a predicted model, not a curated record. Gene Ontology annotation, biological process: lactate metabolic process. Gene Ontology annotation, molecular function: heme binding; L-lactate dehydrogenase (cytochrome) activity. Lineage: Eukaryota; Fungi; Ascomycota; Eurotiomycetes; Chaetothyriales; Herpotrichiellaceae. The transcript has 2 exons. Bases 1 to 1524 code for a protein of 507 amino acids.